Messenger RNA from Penicillium malachiteum, 1323 nucleotides. RefSeq lists its product as uncharacterized. The coding region runs from base 1 to 1323 and encodes 440 amino acids. The transcript is spliced from 2 exons. The record is from RefSeq and is a predicted model, not a curated record. NCBI's taxonomy places the organism in Eukaryota, Fungi, Ascomycota, Eurotiomycetes, Eurotiales, Aspergillaceae.
AUGUUGGCACAGAGACCCUCAUUCCGGUUCCUAGCCACCGGCGUCCUGGGAUCUCUCUUCAUUCUUACAUUCCUCUUCAUUGGCAUUCAUCGAUCUGGAGGCCCCGCUCUUUACUUCCCGAAGUCAUCUCAAUCACAUACCCAAUUACGGUGUCCGUCACCAGAUACAACACCAAGCAAUGGAACAUGGGAGUUUCUCGUGGAGCGCGACGGACAGAAUCAUGGAUUAUCGGAAGAACAAUGCAAUAUCGCAUUCCCAAAAUUAUUCGUUGAAAUUGAUAAAUCUGCUGCAUUGAAGCAAGACAACCGUAUCUCCUAUAAGGAGCUUGAUUCUCGGGAUGUGGAAGAUGGUAUGGUGCGGGUGAUCAUCGACCAAGGCGAGUUGUACGUUGUCGAUUAUGCCGCAAUGCCGGUCACCGCAACCCGAGCACGUUCCACAUUAAACUCGCUACACCGCGCCCUGAAAGCAUACCCAAACCGCUACCAUCUUCCAAGCAUUGAAUUCGUACUCACAACAGAAGACUUUGCCGAAGACCCUUCCGGUCCGGGCCCAGUCUGGGCGUACUCAAAAAGAGAUGGAGACAAUUCGGUCUGGUUAAUGCCCGACUUCGGAUACUGGGCCUGGCCGGAGGUGCAAAUCGGGCCAUAUCAGGAAGUCAGAAGGCGCAUCGCAGCAAUCGAUGACGGUGAAAUACUUCCAGAUGGCACAGUAUCUCCUGGAUUAGCUUUCCAAGAUAAAAAGAAGCAGCUUGUUUGGCGCGGAAGCUUGGCGACUAAUCCCGGGGUGCGUAGCAAGCUACUCAAAUCUGCUGCAGGCAGUAGCUGGGCUAGUGUUCGAGUAAUCGACUGGGAUGAUGAGAAUGAUCUUCGAUUUAACUUGCUUGCGAUUGAGGAUCACUGUCGCUACAUGUUUGUUGCACAUACCGAGGGUCGCAGUUUCUCGGGUCGUGGCAAGUAUUUACUUAAUUGUCGCUCUGUUAUGAUUUCGCAUCAACUGGAGUGGCGAGAAGCGCAUCAUGGCGCUCUGGUCUCAUCCGGCGUUGAUGCAAACUACAUCGAAGUCAAGAAGGAUUUUAGUGAUUUAUCGAGCAAGAUUGAUUUCUUGAUUGAUAAUCCGAAAGUCGCAGAGCAGGUCGCUAAUAAUGCGGUGCGCACGUUCCGCGAUCGUUAUUUGACACCUGCUGCUGAAUCGUGUUAUUGGCGACAUUUGGUGAGACAGUAUGCAGCUGUCAGUGAUUUUGAGCCCGUUCUAUUCUCGAAGGAUCGAGAUGGGAAGAAGUCAGCUCGUGGUGUUCCCUACGAGACGUGGUUACUUAUGCAUUGA